Messenger RNA from Staurois parvus, 353 nucleotides. Lineage: Eukaryota; Metazoa; Chordata; Amphibia; Anura; Ranidae. The record is from the annotation of a GenBank genome assembly.
CAGGAACGUGGGUGCAGCAGCAGGCAGGUAUGGCGGCAACCAGGAUACAGACCAGGUGCGGAUGCAGGAGCGUAGGUGCGGCAGCGGAUAGGUAUGGCGGUAACCAGGGUGCAGGCCAGGUAUGGGUACAGGAACGUAGGUGCAGCAGCAGAUGGGUAUGGCGGCAACCAGGAUACAGGCCAGGUGCAGCAGUUUCAGACAAGCCGGGUCAGGAUCAAUCAAGCGGAUCAGGUACAAGGGAGCAGGUAAGCGGAUAGUCAGGGAUAGGCCAGGUCGGUGCAGGCGGAGUUCUUUCUUAGUCAGGGUCAGAUCAGAUACAGGCAACAGAAUCAGGUUAUGGAGUACAGGACGUU